This is a messenger RNA of Sordaria macrospora k-hell, 834 nucleotides long. RefSeq lists its product as uncharacterized. Lineage: Eukaryota; Fungi; Ascomycota; Sordariomycetes; Sordariales; Sordariaceae. The record is from RefSeq and is a predicted model, not a curated record.
AUGUUUUCUGAGACAGAAGAGGAACAUCAGAAACACGUUCACAAGGUGCUUGCAGUACUUGAGAAAGCAGGAUUGUCCAUCAACCCCAAGAAAAACGAGUUUCACGUUACCCAGGUAGAUUUCCUGGGAUACCGCAUUUCCCCUGGGCAGAUCCGCAUGGAUCCCACCAAAAUCAAGGACGUCGCCGAAUGUCCAGCACCAACAACAGUGUCAGGAGUCCGAGGAUUCUUGGGAUUUGUCAACUUUUACCGACGUUUCAUCAAGGGUUUUGGAGGCAUCGCUAAGCCACCCAACGACUUGACCAAGAAGGACACCGACUUCAUAUGGUCAAAGGAAUGCGACAACGCUUUCCAAACCUUGAAGCAAAUGAUUCUGGACGACCCCAUCCUUGUUCUUCCUGACCCAGACAAGGAAUUUGAGGUCGAAACAGAUGCAUCCGACUGGGCAAUAGGUGGUCAACUCGGCCAGCGAGACGAGCAGGGUCGACUCCACCCCGUUACAUUCUACUCAAAGGCAUUCCGAGGACCUGAGCUCAACUACCCCACACACGACAAGGAGCUCAUGUCCAUCAUCUGGGCAUUCAAGGAGUGGAAGCCAUGGUUGAGCGGCACGAAAUACGAAGUCAAGGUCUCCUCUGAUCACAAGAACUUGACAUUUAAAUUAUCCAUCCGUACUUCGUUGAGCUAUUGCUCAGGCCUUUGUUUUUCAGAUUGUGUUUUCUCUCCUGGUGUCUCUGUCCGUGGUGAAGAUGUGUCUGAUGUCCUCAUUUUGCCCAAAUAUAUCUUCCCGAUGUUCGCGAGAUGGGACAGUAUUAUCUGUUGCAACUCGAAUUGA